CACGUCCGCCAUCCUUCUCACCUCAGAAUAUGCAAUGGUGUGUUCCGUAACAUCAUCAACGUUGACCGUAAACAUCUCUCCAUUAAGAAUAGAGUAUUAUCACGUAUGUAUUGAUCGCAGUACAUCCAGGCAUACAGACGCGACUAGUUUACAGAGAUACGAGGAUAUCGCCAUAGUGCCUGCUGUAAGUCGUGGAUACUGUAAAUCUCCACAGCUCUUGUCAUAUUCCAUCAACAAGGGGCAAAGACAGGGUAAGAUGGUGAGGAACACAAUAGCCCUGUUCAUAUCAGCUGUUGCAUGGGUGCAGAGCGACAGUCUGAUGGGCAAACACUACUACAUGUAUCAGGACUUUAGGACAUGGAACGAAGCACGGACAAUAUGCGAGGACAUUGGAGGACGCCUGGCCCAGAUAGACAAUCAGCAAACACUGGAUGGUCUUCUUGCCUAUGCUAAGACUAAUCAAUGGAAGGACGUCGUGCUUGGACAUUUCUGGAUUGGACUGAACCGAGUGGAUCAAGAACAAGGUUACCGCUGGGAUCACUGUGAGGGUUUGGAUCAUCCGUCCUUUACAUUCUGGGACGCCUCCAAUUCCCAGGACGCCACCAAACAUUGUGUGUAUGCAGAAAGGGACACCUUGAGGUGGUUCAACGAAGUCUGUGACAGUAGCAGCUACCAGUAUCUGUGCCAGAAGGAGGGAGGUCCUUGUACAUACACAGAGUUCAGUGGGGCGUGUUUGGGGUCCGGCCAUGACGAGACUUCUGUCGUUGCUGAUGUUGAUGUCGCUCAAUGUGAAGACUUGUGUAGUAGCACACUAGAAGAUGAGCUAGCAUGUUGGAUGUACAGCUACGAAAGUCCCAACUGUACGCUGUAUUUCGACGACAACCCGUGGGCAUGUUCAAAACCGCCAACAAACACUACAGCCAAGACACGGGCCUGCUUCACAUUUCAAUCAUUGACCUCGUCCUCAAGCGUCAGCGACUCCAACUCUAAACCAAAUAUCAACUGCGACUUAUACACAACCCAAGCUUCAGAUACUUCAACAUCAAGGACAACCUCACCUCCUACCACAGCAACUAGCCCCACUACCCCGGACACUGCGAGCGUCACCAUGGCAACUGAUGCCACCGCCAAGGACAUUGCAAGCAUCACCAUGGCAACUGACGCCUCCACUAAGGACACUGCAAGUAUCACCAAGGCAAUUGAUCCCACUAUUCCGGACUCUGAAAGCGGCUCCAUGGCAACGGAUGCCACUACCCUGGACACUGCAAGUACCACCAUGGCAACUCUUAACACUACCCUAGACUCUGCAAGCGUUACUAUGGCAGCUGAUGCUACACCCCAAGACACGUUAAAUAUCACCGUGGCAACUACACCAGCAAGCACGCCUACCACUGUUAUUACCACACAAGCGUCGUUGUCCACAGCAACGCUCAUCGCACCCUCCACUACACAAAAUGUAACAACUUCAUCCACGUCAUCUUCACAAACGACCAUUCGUUCAACAACUGCCACUACGACUUUCGGUGGAAAUUCCUCUGGAAACAGCGACACUUGUCCCUGUUUGGUCUGCGUUGUGGCAAAAAAUACGACAGAGAUACAGAAUAUUGUGGACGCAAUUUUACGGCUCCUGAAAAUGGACAAGUCGAAGCUGUCAGCCACCAGGAGGAAACUGAAUUCAGAACCUGACGACAGACCCUCAGCACAGGCCUUUGGCUACUCGGGAAUACUCUUCAUCGUCAUCACAGUCAGUUUCUUUGUCCUUGUUGAUCUGAUACGACUCUGUCAGUAUAUCGCUGACACAAAGGUGGGCAAGACUGAUGAAGGACAGCGAUGAGUGGAGAGUUAAACCGCAAGCUCAACACUUUGUAGAUUGAGAGUCGAUGAUGAGGUAACUGACUAGAUGACGUGCCUCCUGAAUUUUUUUGCGUCUGCCCUGCAGGGACGGAUCGAAC
Messenger RNA from Haliotis rubra (blacklip abalone), 1952 nucleotides. RefSeq names its product mucin-5AC-like. Lineage: Eukaryota; Metazoa; Mollusca; Gastropoda; Lepetellida; Haliotidae. The record is from RefSeq and is a predicted model, not a curated record. Bases 35 to 1834 code for a protein of 599 amino acids. The transcript has 7 exons.